ACUAGAGAUGGAUGGCAGACUCUUUACUUUGCUAUAUUUGAUCGUGAUAAAUACAAUCUCAGCAUGUGGCCAAGCAGUUAGUGAAGGGCUUUCUUGCUCAGAAAAUCAGCAGGCAUUUGAAAGCUCCUGCUAUGAGUUUGUGUCCCUCCAGCGCAGUUUUCUCAACGCUCAGGCUUGGUGUGAGCGGGACGGUGGGCACCUGGCCUUCAUCCAGAAUGAUGAAACCCAGCAGUUUCUACAAAAACACCUGCAGUCGGAGCAGGACUGGUGGAUAGGACUGGUGUCUACCUCCAUCAACCUCACUCGGGACUCGCAAGGUGUCUUGAUCUGGUUAGAUGGUUCAGAUGUGAGUUACUCAAACUGGCUCAGUGAGGCGAUGCUGGAGACUGGCUAUGGCUACAUCAACACAGACUCUGGAUUCCACUGGAAGACAACAAGCAACUCUAGUCAAGAAUUCUAUUUCAUCUGUGAAUUUGAAUUGGGACACUCCCUGUCCUGUACGGACAGCACUAUCCUGCACUGUGGCUCAGAUCAGGUGAUCGAGGUUGAUCAGAGCUACUAUGGCAGGAAGACAUCACAUUACUGCAGGAGUAACAUCUCCAGCUCCCUCACAGCUUCUCUGGAGGAGUGCAGCUGGGUCAGUGUGCUGGAUGAAGUAGCAGAGCUCUGUAACGGACAGCAGUUUUGCACGGCUGUGGCAGAUGUAUCAUCUUUUGGAGAGCCGUGUCCUGCGCUGGGAAGCUACCUGAUGGUGGAAUACCACUGCAAAGACAAACCCUCUCAUGUUAUCGUGGAAAGAUUUGCAGAUGCCGGUGGCGACGAUUCUUUUUUUGAGAAGUACUCUUUAAGUUUGAGACAGGACACUCACAAAAGGGUUAAAAGGGACGAUCCAGGUGAUGAAUGGAUUUGUUAUCCUGAUACAAAUAACAAAGGCAGUUUUACGGUCGAGUGCCCAUAUUGUGAUUCAAUUACUUAUCAUGACGAAAUCACACUGAGUAUUGCUACUAGCUGUUUAAACAAUAAAUGGUACUGGUAUGUGGAAGAUGGCAGUAAAAGGAACAAGUAUGGUAGAAAUGGCAAUAAUAGGAAAUACUGCCAAAACAAAAAGACCCUGAGACUAAAGGAAAAAAAUAAAAACAGUUUGGAAAUCAAAGCCAAGAAGAUUAGAUAUUUCAAGAAGGACGUCACCGUAGUGGUGUUUUGUGACACAAGUUAUGAGGAGAAAAUUAUUAAAUAUUCCGCAAUAAAGAUGGACAAGAAUCAGCUCAAGAACUCCAUCAAUGGUGAAUUGAAUCAACUUGGUGGAUCAGGUGACACAGAAGAGUUCAGAGAGGAUCUUCUUUCAGACAUAUGUGCAACUUUAGAAGAGCCACUCCAGCAGCAAACAGAAGUGCUGGACUUUGCUACUGUUUUGUCAAAAAUGACUGGAGAUAAGGACAAAGAGAACGCUGGUUGUGUUCUAGAUGUUCUCAGUAAAUCCCUCAAGUCCAUCAGUCUGGAAAACAUCACUGCACGAGCUGAAAUAGCCAACCUCCUCGUUGUGUCCUCGAGUCAAAUUCUCGCUGCCUUUGAUAAGGACAAAGAGAGCGACAUCUCUGAGUAUUUGCUCACGAUGGUGGACUCCGUGCAGUCAUUCCUGCUAACAAAUAAAACCCCUGAUCUGGAGCCCAUCAUCAUCUCCUCUCCUAAUGUCAAUAUUUACGUCAACAGGAUAUCGCCAGCUAACCUCCACAAAGAGCCCUUCCACGUUGAGAACAGUUUAGCUGGAUUCAAGCUUCCGAAUCUGGGCUCUGAUAUUCUGCCUGUUGAUGACCCAGUGGAUGUGAAAAUGACACAUUUUAAUAUUGAUCCAUGGAUUGAAGGUCAGACCAUUCAUAGCAUUGUGGCCGGUUUGUCCCUCUCCCAAACAAACGGCUCUGGCAUUCCUGUGGCAAACCUCACGGAGGAGAUUGAGAUCUUAUUACCCAGAAUCGACACAGCGGUGAACAGCUCCGUUAUAGAUCUGAGAAACUUCAGCACUUCGAUCAUCAAUAUAACCACCCCGAACAUAACUCUGGUUAUAAAGUUCAAACCCUCUGAAGAUUUAACACUUCUCUUACUGCUGGGUUAUGAGACCCAACCCACCAAUGAUAACAAUGUAGCCAAGGUUACACUUCCUCAACAAGGAAAUACACAAGAUGAAAGGUACACAUGGGUCCUGGGUCCCAGUGACAUGGCAGUAGAUGUGGGUGUUUAUAACCUUCUCAUACGACCUGUUGUUUCUCCGGGAGUGAAGUCUAUAAAUGCAUCAGUAACAAUCACAUCCAUUACUGCUCAGUGCAUUUUCUGGCAACAGACGAAAGCCAACUGGAGUGACUAUGGGUGUAGAGUUGGCCCUAAAACAACCCCCAAUAUUACACAGUGUCUGUGUACCCAUUUAACCUUUUUUGGGAGCAGUUUCUUUGUCAUGCCCAAUAUGGUAGAUGCGUCCAAGGCUGCUGAGCUGUUUUCCAACUUUGCAGAGAACCCAGUGGUAGUGUGCUUUAUUGUGGCAAUUUUCAUAGCUUACAUCUUGAUAGCGGCAUGGGCGCGCAGGAAGGACCUACAGGACACAACUAAGGUGAAGAUUACAAUGCUAGAGGACAAUGAUCCCUUUGCUGAGUACUGCUACUUGCUGAAGGUCAGCACUGGUCAUCGCAUGGGUUCCUCCACUUCAUCACGGGUCAUAGUGACUCUACAGGGUACGGAGGGAGAAUGUGAGCCCCAUCAUCUGACUGACCCUGAUAAGCCAGUGUUUGAAAGAGGAGGUGUGGACCUGUUCUUACUGACCACCCCCUUCCCUCUGGGAGAGCUGCAGAGCAUCAGACUGUGGCAUGACAACUCAGGGGACCAUCCUGCUUGGUAUGUUAACACGGUGAUGGUAGAAGACCUGCAGACUGAGCGAAAGUGGCACUUCCUGUGCAGUUCGUGGCUGGCUGUUGAUAUAGAUGAUUGUACUGUUGAAAAAGUGUUUCCUGUCGCUUCAGAGGAGGAAAUGAAAGGCUUCAGCAAUUUAUUCUUCAUGAAAACAACAACGGACUUCUGUGACGGUCACAUCUGGUACUCUGUGGUCAGUCGGCCCCCCAGCAGUAAUUUCACCCGUGUGCAGCGUGUCUCCUGCUGUUUCUCAGUGCUGCUUUGCUCCAUGUUGACCAGUAUCAUGUUCUUCGGGAUUCCCACAGACCCCUCAGAGCAGACCAUGGAUAUGGGUCCAAUUAAACUCACCUGGAGUGAGGUGAAGAUUGGCAUCCAGAGCUCCAUUAUUGUAUUCCCCGUCAACCUAGUAAUUGUGGGAAUCUUCAGACAUUCCCGUCCCCGGAAAAAGAAGACAAAGAAAGAAAAGAAGCAAAAACAGUCUGAGGCUGCUCAAAUGGAGAAAGACAUCCCGUAUGAGACAGCCUCUCCACUUUUUGAUCAAAACAAUUUAACUGUAGAUUUCCUCAUCCAAGACAUACAGAGAAUCACAUACUUGUUUGCAAAUGCCAUGAGAUGCCAUGUCCCAAAAACAGAGAAAAACAUAGACAAGGAAGACAUCAACACUUUGCUGUCACAGCUGCAGGACCUCAUCGAACAACAGCACUUGAUUCAGAAAAACAACACCUCCUCGGUUUUCUGGCCCUACACCCAUCAUCUCUCCAAACAACUUGAAAAUCUGGAGGGAGAAGUGAAGCUGAUGGGGCCUUCAGACUUCUCCAGGCCUGGGUGCUACAGUCAGGUGUUACUGCAGGUGCAGAGCAUGAAGAAACUGCUGGAAAGUCUCCGUUCCUCCAGACCCACUGAGCAGCGCAUCUGUAGCUCGAGGCCCAAGAAAGACAGCAGCAGGAAGGGUCUGCCCUGGUGGUGUGUGUAUGUGGGUUGGCUUCUUGUUGUGGCCACAAGUGUGAUAUCGGGGUUCUACACCAUGUUGUAUGGACUGAAAUACGGGAAGGAUCGCUCAAUCAGUUGGAUACUCUCUAUCGUGAUGUCCUUCACUGAGAGUCUCUUCUUCACCCAGCCUGUAAAAGUGCUUUGUUUAGCCAUUUUCUUUGCAUUGGUGGUGAAAAAAGUAAAUUCUGAGGAUGCAGAACUUAUAAAUACUUUGCGUAAGAAAACAUCCACUCGCUCAGAUGGUUUCAAUGGAGUGCAACUUUCUAAGAGGGACUGUACACGCAGCUACUAUCAGCCUCCACCUUCCAGUGAUAUUGAGAAGCUGAAGUCAAACAUGGUCAAACAGCAGAAAGCUCGCGCACUCAUCAUGGAGAUUCUAGUUUUUCUGGGGUUCUUGUGGAUGCUACUCUUGGUGGCAUAUGGUCAGCGAGAUGAAAAUGGAUUCUACCUCACUCAGCACAUCCGGCAGAGCUUCAGCAAAGGCAUUUCAGACAGCAUGGACCAGAGUGAUGUGUUUACUUGGGCUAACACUGUACUUCUUAAAAACCUGUUUGAAAAUCCUAAAGGCUUUAUAACAGAUGGAAACUCAAAGCUUGUUGGGGGUGCUCGUUUCCGUCAAGUUAGGGUGAAGAGAGACUCUUGUGAGAUUGCUAAGCCAGUGAAUCACGCUGUAUCUAACUGCAAUGCCCCUUACUCUUGGGAAAAUGAGGACAUGGGCACUUACGGUCCAGGCUGGGAUGAGUUGAAUUUUGUAAAUGGCUCUGCGGACACCAACACAGCUUGGCAGUACCAAAGCCAGUCUGCACUCAAAGCACUCCCCGUCUGGGGUAUGAUUGCACUUUAUAGAGGAGGAGGCUAUGUUAUGGACCUCGGUUCUGACAUGCAAAAUGCUAGCAGCAAGCUUCAAUAUCUUUUGGACUCCACCUGGUUGGAUAUGUACACUAGGGCAGUUUUUGCAGAGUUUACAGUGUACAAUGCUAAUGUCAACCUCUUCUGCAUUGUCACACUGAUACUAGAGAGCACUGCAGUGGGUGCAUUUCAGUUUCGCAGCCUGGUUCAGAGUGUCCGUCUCUACCAGUCCACAGGAGGCUUUCAAUCAUUUCUCAUGGCCUCUCAGGUCUUUUAUAUCCUCUUCGUCCUCUACUACAUGUUUUUGCAGGGAAAGCUGUUGAAGCGGCAGAAAUGGGCAUAUUUCAGAAACAAGUGGAAUCUGUUAGACCUGGCCAUCAUCAUUUUAAGUUGGAGUUCAUUGUCAGUUUUCAUCAAGAGAACAGUGCAAGGAGACAAAGACAUAGAAUACUACCAAAACCACAAAGAUCAGUUUCCAAGUUUCCAUGACACUGCUGUCUUAGAUGCUACUCUGGGAUAUCUCAUGGCUUUCUUGGUUCUUCUGGCCUGUGUAAAACUCUGGCAUCUGCUGAGACUCAACCCUAAACUUCACCUCAUCACCUCUUCACUGCAGCGGGCAUGGAACGACAUGUCCAGCUUCAUCGUAGUGAUCUUCAUCAUCCUCUUGGCCUAUUCACUUACCUGCAAUGUAAUAUUUGGAGGAAAGCUGUCCUCAUACAAAACCUUCCCAGAUGCGUUCAAAACCAUCUUCAGUUUGCAGUUUGGGAUCUUCAAUUACGAUGAGGUGCUGAGUUCUGACCCGGUGCUCGGUGCCAUCAUCAUUUCUACUUGCGUCAUCUUCGUCACAUUUGUGAUCCUGACCCUCUUCGUCUCAAUCAUCCUUGAGGCGUUCAGUGAAGAACAGGAGAAUCACAAGCCUUCUGAGGAAGAGGAGAUCGUUGACCUGAUGUUCGUGAAGAUCCUCAGUCUUUUUGGAAUCAAACGCAAGAAGACAGAAGAAGAAACUCGUAAUAGUGGCAAAACUACCUAGUCCUCAUCACUGGCACGUGCUCCUACAAGAGGACCGCUGACGACUUUCCUGCUCUAUCUGCCAUCUCGUCUUCAAAUACUUAGCACAAAAAAAAAAUGAAUAUCUGCAUCUCUGCUGAAGUUGAAUUGUUUCUACAAUGCACAUGGUUGUUUUGAUUACAUUUUAAUUUUCUUUUCAGAACAAGCUAAAUGUACCAUUUUAUUAAAGAGCAGUUUUUUCUGAAAUAUUCUCUUUUGUAAACUAGCAAGGAAACCCAUGUUUAGAUGAACACUUUGAAAACGUGCUCUUUGUAAACUUUUAACAGACUGUGAGCUUUGCAUGUAGUGAAC
Carassius gibelio (silver crucian carp) is the source of this 6093-nucleotide messenger RNA. RefSeq names its product polycystic kidney disease 1 like 2b (gene pkd1l2b). Lineage: Eukaryota; Metazoa; Chordata; Actinopteri; Cypriniformes; Cyprinidae. Gene Ontology annotation, molecular function: calcium channel activity; carbohydrate binding; protein binding. Bases 8 to 5764 code for a protein of 1918 amino acids. The record is from RefSeq and is a predicted model, not a curated record. Gene Ontology annotation, cellular component: membrane. Gene Ontology annotation, biological process: detection of mechanical stimulus. The transcript has 34 exons.